UGACAACCUAAUUGUUUGUAUUCAAAGUUGACAGGUAAACAAAUAAAAAAUUCGACCAAAAACCACAAGACGUAAUUUUUGUGAUGUUAAUGAUGGUAGUUUUAGAAGUUUUUACAAAGAAUAUAAAAAUUUCUUAUAAAAGUACUCUUCUAUCAAAAGCAUCGGUGCUAGCCCUAAUUUUUGGGGUCUUAUCGCUUGUGUUACCAUUUAUUUUUGCAUACAAAAGCAAGGGCUUGUGGUUAAAAAGAGACACUUUUUAUGAACAACCGGAUGUAAAAUUUCGAGGAGAAUACAUUUUUGUUGCUACUACGAAUAAUUACAAUAAGUCUGUUAUAACGUGUAGUAAUUUACCCCACUUUGAUAAUGUAUUGCGGCCUUUAGAUACUUGUUCAGUCAUCAAGGUUCGUGAAACUGACAGAAAUUUUGAUGGUAAAACAGAAGAAUUAGAUUUGUCUCUCCAAGUUAAUCUUCCAGUUAAUACUCACCUCACGUCUUUUUGCAUAAUCAUUCCAUUUAAUUAUAAAUUACAAGUUUGUCCUCUUGAAAUGCAGACUGCCAUUAUUUUUCAAGAAUUGUUACCAUUUUAUAUAUCGAAGUAUUCAUUGGUGGCUAAUGUGGUUGUGACCCAAACUAGCCCCUUAAUUUGCCACAGAAAAAACACCAAUACGUUAUUUAAUUAUCCUGUGAUUGUGGAUAAUGGGGAUUUAAAUAACUAUGACAUAAAUACCAUUAUCACAAACUUUUCAAAGAGAAACAUAUCCACAUCAUUGAGAGACGUCUAUAAAAGUUUUUCUCCUGGAAAAACUCAAAAUUUCGUAUUAAACUUAAAUAUAGAAUUUCCAGAAGACAGGAUAUACUACAAGCCGGGCUUUUGGCAAGUACUGAAGUGGGCCUGGAUCCAGUACCUCUCACUUUACAUAAUAAUCUCAUGGAUAAUUGCAAAAAUAAAGCACUAUAUUUUUAGCAGGAGAUUAAUACUGUUUUUUGAAGAAAAUCCGGUGAAGAAAAAACAAUAAAAAUUUAACAAACUUUAUUAUCAUCGUUUUAUUUACAACGUCAAGUCUAGUGGCUCUGAAGACGAACUAGAAGACGAAACUGCGUUCCUGUUGUCUUCCAGAACAAUUGCUGUUUGUAGGAGAUCGUCCACUUGAAC
Tribolium castaneum (red flour beetle) is the source of this 1153-nucleotide messenger RNA. RefSeq lists its product as uncharacterized. NCBI's taxonomy places the organism in Eukaryota, Metazoa, Arthropoda, Insecta, Coleoptera, Tenebrionidae. Gene Ontology annotation, biological process: regulation of protein localization; cilium assembly. Gene Ontology annotation, cellular component: ciliary membrane; ciliary transition zone. The record is from RefSeq and is a predicted model, not a curated record. The transcript has 5 exons. Bases 84 to 1016 code for a protein of 310 amino acids.